Messenger RNA from Scleropages formosus (Asian bonytongue), 2994 nucleotides. RefSeq names its product matrix metallopeptidase 2 (gene mmp2). The transcript has 13 exons. Gene Ontology annotation, cellular component: extracellular matrix. Gene Ontology annotation, biological process: response to hypoxia; extracellular matrix organization; collagen catabolic process. The record is from RefSeq and is a predicted model, not a curated record. Bases 136 to 2265 code for a protein of 709 amino acids. Lineage: Eukaryota; Metazoa; Chordata; Actinopteri; Osteoglossiformes; Osteoglossidae. Gene Ontology annotation, molecular function: zinc ion binding; metalloendopeptidase activity.
CCCCCGGUCCCGCGUCGAGCGAACACGCCCGCCCCACGCGCCGCGUUUUGCCGCGCAGGCAGGCAGGCGGAGCAGCGCAGCGCGAGUAACGCCGCGGCAGCAGAAGUGCGCGAGUCCCGGCGGCAGGAUGCGCAGAUGAGCGAGGGAGCGCAGCGCGCGAGCAGCCAGCGCAGACACACGGCAGCGCGCACAGAGCCGAGCCGAACCGAGCCCUACCGAGCCGAGACCGCCCCCCCCGACCCAUCGCCGCCGCCGUCGCCGCCGCUCUCAGCUUGUCCCGCUCCGACCGACAUGAGCUCCAGCCGCGGCUCCUCCGCGCACCUCGUGCUGCGGCUGCUGGCGCUACAGCUACUCGGAUGCGGGCUGAGCGCAGCCGCCCCGUCGCCCAUCAUCCGGUUCCCCGGAGACGACACGGUGCCCAAGUCGGACAAGGAGGUGGCGCUGCAUUACCUCAACAAGUUCUACGGAUGUCCACAAGACAGGUGCAACCUCAUGGUACUCAAAGACACACUGAAGAAAAUGCAGAAGUUCUUCUCCCUGCCAGAGACAGGCGAGAUUGACCAGAGGACGGUGGAGAUCAUGAAGAAGCCUCGCUGCGGAGUCCCAGAUGUUGCUAAUUAUAACUUCUUCCCUUCAAAGCCAAAGUGGGGCAAGAACACAUUAACAUACAGGAUACUGGGGCACACUCCUGAUCUGGACGAAGAGGUCAUCGAUGACGCCUUUUUCCGGGCCUUCAAAGUUUGGAGUGAUGUCACCCCGCUCAAGUUCACGCGCAUCAUGGAUGGGGAAGCUGACAUAAUGAUCAAUUUUGGACGUAAUGAGCAUGGUGACGGCUACCCCUUCGAUGGGAAAGAUGGCCUCCUGGCUCACGCGUUUGCCCCCGGCCAGGGGAUAGGCGGUGACUCCCACUUCGAUGACGAUGAGCAGUGGACACUUGGAGAAGGACAAGUGGUGAAGGUCAAGUUUGGCAAUGCGGAGGGGGAGUUCUGCAAGUUUCCGUUCCUCUUCAUGGGCCAGGAGUACAACAGCUGCACCACUCAGGGUCGCGAUGACGGAUUCCUCUGGUGCUCCACCACCUACAACUUCGACGAGGAAGGGAAGUACGGCUUCUGCCCCCACGAGCUGUUGUUCACCCUGGGGGGUAAUGGGGACGGAGCCCCCUGCAAGUUCCCCUUCACUUUCCAGGGGGAGAAGUACCACGGGUGCACGACGGAGGGGCGCAGCGAUGGUUACCGAUGGUGCGCCACCACGGAGGACUACGACCGGGACAAGAGCUAUGGCUUCUGCCCCGAGACCGCCUUGUCAACUGUGGGAGGGAAUUCUGAAGGAGGGCCCUGCACCUUCCCCUUCACCUUCUUGGGCAACACCUACGAUGCGUGUACCUCUUCGGGACGCAGCGAUGGGAAGAUGUGGUGCGCCACCACAAAAAGCUAUGAUGAAGAUCGCAAAUGGGGAUUUUGCCCUGACCAAGGCUACAGCCUCUUUCUGGUAGCAGCCCAUGAGUUUGGUCAUGCUCUGGGUCUGGAGCACUCGCAGGACACCACAGCAUUGAUGGCCCCCAUCUACACCUACACCAAGAACUUCAGGUUGUCCAGUGAUGACAUCAGGGGCAUCCAGGAGCUCUAUGGUGCCUCAACAGACAAACCCCUUCCACCCACCCAGGGUCCCAUCACACCCAUGGAUUUUUGCGAUGAGGACAUUAUUUUUGACGCUGUAGCCCAAAUCAGAGGAGAGACGUUCUUUUUUAAGGACAGAUACGUAUUCCAGACCUCCAACUUCCGUGCCAAACCCAGAGGCCCGAUGCUGGUUAAGACCUUCUGGAAGGAGCUGCCGGACCGCAUCGAUGCCGCCUAUGAGAACCCAUUAGAGAAGAAGACGGUCUUCUUUGCAGGUAACCAGGUGUGGGUUUACUCGGCGAACACGCUGGAGAGGGGCUAUCCAAAGACGCUCUCCUCACUGGGCCUGCCUGGCGACCUGCAGCACAUCGACGCCGCCUUCUCCUUCAGCAAGAGUCAAAAGACGUACCUGUUCGCUGGGGACCAGUUCUGGAGGUACAAUGAAGCCAAGAAGAGGAUGGACCCAGGGUUCCCGAAGCUUAUUGCAGACGCUUGGAACGGCAUCCCAGACAAUUUAGACGCUGCAUUCAGCCUGGAUGGGAAUGGCUUCAGCUACUUCUUCAAAAACUCCUACUAUCUGAAGCUGGAUGAUGCCACUCUUAAGAUCGUCAAAGUCGGGGACGUGAAAAGCGACUGGCUCGGCUGCUGAGGGCCGACGCGGGCUGUGAGCUGCGGCCCCUCGGUCCCCCACCCCACCCCCCUAGGGUCCCUCGUUUUACCGAUGCACCCGAGGUCACCGCAGUGAUCGUCCCAACCCAGUAGCAAUAAACGUUCUCAUCUUCAUCCAAGAGACUACUCUUGGCGCAGUGUGAGGAUCACGUGCGCCUUUCAUAUCCUGGCAUUGGAACGAAAAAAUUAAGUUCUGUGUAAUAUUAAUUGUUUGGUUGCAAUGUUGAGAAACAUUAUUACUAAACCCCGGAUUAAAGGAGCCUCUCCCUCCUUUUUUUUAAUUUUACCUGUUUCACGGCCUCAGGUGAGCCGUCUCAGCGUAGAGGCCCUGCCCGAGGAUGGGGUCACACUGUAAAUUGUUCAGUCUCCUGUAGGGUUCAUAAGGACAGUUUUUCUAGCACUUUCUACUGCUUUGUAAAUGUGUCCUGAAGAAAGGUGUGGAACAAAUAACGGUCAACCAGCUCUCCAUUGCAUCCCUGUGGCCCUUGUUCCACUAACGCCAUUGAAAGAGCAAAGGCACGGGCUGCCUGAAGGUUGUAUGUAGUGUGUUGCAUGAUGGAGUCAUGACAGGAAUAUAUCACAGAAUUAUUGUUUGAUAAUCUUUGUAUUAUUAUUGUUUGAUAUUUUUUGUAUUUUACUAUACGUAGGUUUGACAUUUGCUUUGUGCACUGUCAGUAUACUUUUGUCAGAAAAAAAACUGAAUAAAAAA